AUGUUCCAUGCAAGAAUACGAAAGUACAAACAGAAUCUGGUGAGGCCGGUGCAACGUUCACCUAUCGAACGCCAAUCAAGAAGUUUCUCAAACAAGAUUUUCGACGAGUGUUACUCGCCUUGCAGAUUGCCUUCUCUCCAGUUGCAGUGGUAUGAGCACUCAAAGUUUGCAUUUUCAUUAAUUUCUUUGGUGGUCCUGGUGCUUUUAUUGGUAUCUGCGUUUUUCAAGAGCGAUGUUCUGAAAAGGAGUAUUUCGGCUCGGUUUUUCGUGAUUGGUGGAGUUUUACCGGCUGUGAUUUACAUGGCGAUAUGGAUGGUCUCCUCAGCGGAGUUUUCAUUCAAUGAUGUCACAUGCUCCUUGGAAGGCACGAGACUAUUUCCAACAGCCAGCCCCCUAAGUUUUGGUGUUUGUUCCUGGCUGCAAAAGCUGAUGUCAACUUGUUCGAUCGUAUGUAACAUAACCCCACUUCUAUCGAUCUCGUUUUCGAUGGCAAACCGUUUGCAAACGAGAUUCGUUGUUUCGUUGAUUAGAAAUAUCGAAGUGGUUGAACAUUUUGUGUGGGUCGCCUUGUUGGCUUACGGUUCGUCACUGCCUUUUGUGUUGACGAACAGUCUUGGGGUCGAGCGUGACGAAUUUUCGGGUGUUUGCCUUGCCGGUAACUUAUCAACAAUAUCGAUGGGUACAAACUUUGGAGUGUCAAUCUUUUUUGUGCUACUCGUCUUCGGCCAAACAGUUAUUAGAACAUGGGCUAGUCGUCGAGAUUCGUCUAACGAAAAUGUUGCUUUUGUUGAGCUCUUGGAAGCCGAUAAAGUUAAAGUCAAUGGCGCAUUUCUGCACAAAAAUCUUCUCUACAGCAACUUGUCAAUUGUGGCAAUCCUCUUCUGUUAUGCUCUUUGGAUAGCCGCAAUUGGAUUACAUUCGAUAGUUGUUGCUGGUUGGCCUAGUCGAGAAAAAGAAACGAUUUUCUCCGACUUGAAAUGUUUGUUCAAUUUGAGUUCUGAUGCACAAAACGAUGAAGCUUCUCGGCUCGAGGACCACAGACAGGACAAUAGCCAGCAUGAAUGUAGUUCGAGUGCUCUUGGAUACCGCCCAACUUACUCAUUUCUGGUCUUCGUUGUACUACCGAUUAUUCCGUUCCUUUUUGUGGCUAUUAUUGAUGCUUUGCCAUCAAUUUGGAAUUCAUCAUUUGGCAUGGGUAUGUGGGCACGAAGAAAGCUUCAAAUUAUGACGACUCUAACCGAAUCAAAUUCACAGCCAACCUCGAAAAAUAGAGAUACAGUGGAGUCGUCAAGGAGUUGUGGCUCAAAUUCAACACAGCCAGUUCGAAGAGGAAACCGGACAUCACGCCUCUAUCAAGCUCAGCGUGAAGUCGCUACCAAACCUGUGAGUGCACCACCAACAGAUAGAACGCUGGAAGAAGUGCAAAGAUUGGCACAAAUCUUUUCAAUGGAAGUGCAAGGUCUUGCCCAGGAACGCGCCGAAUUACAUGAGCUUUCAAGGGUACAGGAUCAGACUUUGAUGAGUCUUGCACAACAACUUGAUCAUGCAAAUGCCGAACUUGCCGCACUCCGAGGAGAAGAGCCUCCAAUUCCAGUACUAAGAGGACAAAUAGUUGAGGCUGAGCCGCAAAUUAGACUGGCAACUCAUGAUGAACGAGCGUUAACGCGAUUUCAAGGAUUUGGUACAGCUCAACCUGUAGAAGCGCCUCUUUCAGCACGACUUCCAGCACCACAAGCUCAUUUUUUACCCGAGAUGCAACCAUCAACUUCGAAUCCAUUUGGUUCAUUCCAGGGUUUCAGACCAAUGCAAUUUUCUGGCCAGUCAACUAGCCAGCAACCACGAGAACUCAGUGAUGAAAGCGAUGAAAGUGUGCCCAGUCAUGAAGAUGUGCAAACGCUGGACGAGUUGCGCCAAAGAGCAAAUGGAAAUUUGGAAGAGCCAAGAGAAAGGAUUCAUGAUGUGCAAGGGCCCAGUGGUAAUCGAUUCCAAUUUAACGUGCCAGUGCUUGCUCCACCGCCAUUCCCACAACUAAUCCCUCCACCACCACCGAAUCGACCUGAUCCUUAUGGGGUGUUAUAUCCGAUGUCUUCUGUGAUGACGGUGCCCGAGAUUCAACUUCGAGCUCAAGUUCUUCAGCAGGUCCUGCAGACGGAUCCAAAUAUUCCAGUCUAUCCUUAUCAGGUUGCCGUCGUUUUGGAAAGAGCCGGCGUUUUGAAUCGAGUUGAUGCGCAGCGGCCACUUCGACCGAAUCAUGUGAUCUACCGGCCUGAUAGGAUUGAAGAGAUGCUUGGAACUACACCAAACGUGCCUCCAAAUCUUCGCAAUCCAGCCACUUUUCACGAGCACAUUGGUCGAUUGGCUUUUCAACAAGGUCUCACGUUGGCCGUCAUUUAUCGAGAUGCAGCCGGUCCACCACGAAACUUGCCGGGCAUCCUUGAACGGAUUAAUAUUGCCGAGAUUGUGCCGGCUGAGCUGCGAGAGUUGAUCCGACAAGGAAAUUUGAAUGCAAUCAACGAAGCUAGACAGAUCAUUGAGCAGUCAGAGCAUGCUAUUCGAUUGAACAUGGAGGAUCGAGUGCUUCAGGCCUUCCUUUAUGUACGAGACUUCCUUGAUUCACGGGCAACAAUUGCGGGACUUCUACCGGCAAAUCAGAAUCCAGCGGAAAACGAUAAUGCUCAACAACCGCAUGACCCCGAUUCGGCCAAUGAAACUUCG
Molecule: messenger RNA, 2715 nt
Organism: Mesorhabditis belari
Lineage: Eukaryota; Metazoa; Nematoda; Chromadorea; Rhabditida; Rhabditidae
Source: the annotation of a GenBank genome assembly